AUGGAGAUGCUACUGAGGGAGGCUAGUGAGACCCUCCCUGUGGGCAGGUCGGCCUUGGACUCUCGUAUAAAUACGCACCGCGCUUGGCUGACGUAUCACUUGGGUCUUCCUAGGCAGAUCUUUCACAUCACACCUCCAACAUGAAAUUUCUGGUAGCAUUGUGCGCAGUUUUGGCAGUGGCUUGUGGCAAGCCAGCAGCCGUCGGUUAUGCCUACUCGGCAGUGGCCGCCCCCGGCUACUACCCAUGGGCCCAUCCAGCAGCCUACAGCCCACUCGCCUACUCUGCCCCAGUCGCCGCCCCCGUGGUUGCCGCUCCCGCUGUCUACUCUGCCCCAGUUGCCGCCCCCGUUGUAGCUGCCCCAACCGUGUACUCUGCCCCAGUUGCCGCCCCCGUGGUUGCCGCUCCCGCUGUCUACUCUGCCCCAGUCGCCGCCCCCGUAGUUGCCGCCCCCGUGGUUGCCGCCCCCAUCAAGAGCCAGUACCACUCUCAGGAUGAGCUCGGACAGGCCAGCUAUGGACAUGCUGAGCCCGGUCAGACUCACAACGCCGUUCAGGACGCCGCUGGCAACAAGGUUGGAAGCUUCAGCUACGUGAACGCCGAUGGCAAGCUGGUGCGCACAGACUACGUGGCUGACGCCCUCGGCUACCGCGUCGCCUCCAACGACCUGCCAGCCGCCCCCGCAGUAGUGCCCGCCGCCCCCGAGGACACCCCCGAAGUAGCCGCCGCCAAGGCCGCCCAUCUCGCCGAGGUUGCCAAGGCCUCCAGCCGCAAGAGGCGUGCUGCCGUCUACCCCUACUCUGCUUACCCCUACGCUGCCUACCCCUACGCCGCUUACCCCUACUCGACUGUCUAUCCCCACGCCUACCCCACCACCCACACCGUGCCCGUAGUCACCGCCGACGGCUUCCUGGCUGACACCCCCGAGGUGGCACACGCCAAGGCUGCACACUUUGCUGAGCACGCCGCCGCCCAUGCUCGUGGCAAGAGGAGCGCCACCCCCGUCAUCACCCCUGCCGCAACCACCCCCUACAUUGCCCCCUACUCUGCUUACCCCUACUCUGCCUACCCCUACUCUGCCUACCCCUACUCUGCCUACCCCUACUCUGCCUACCCCUACUCUGCUUACCCCUACUCUGCUUACCCUUACUCUGCCUUCUACAAGAAGUGAACACCAAGGGAGAUCUCGCCGCCGCUCAGAACCAGGGCUCCCCUGGAAGACCCGGCUUGGUUUUACCGGCUCCAUUACCACAUCUCACAAGGUGUAUACACUACUAUGUAAAUAGGCCUUUAUAAGGUUUAUCUUAAAAAAUAAAACAGCUCUUGUUUAAA
Molecule: messenger RNA, 1330 nt
Organism: Nilaparvata lugens (brown planthopper)
Lineage: Eukaryota; Metazoa; Arthropoda; Insecta; Hemiptera; Delphacidae
Product: cuticle protein 18.7-like
Exons: 3
Coding region: 141-1169 (342 amino acids)
Cellular component (GO): chitin-based extracellular matrix
Molecular function (GO): structural constituent of chitin-based larval cuticle
Source: RefSeq, a predicted model, not a curated record